Molecule: messenger RNA, 2653 nt
Organism: Oryza sativa Japonica Group (Japanese rice)
Lineage: Eukaryota; Viridiplantae; Streptophyta; Magnoliopsida; Poales; Poaceae
Product: putative receptor protein kinase ZmPK1
Biological process (GO): recognition of pollen; protein phosphorylation
Molecular function (GO): protein serine/threonine kinase activity; ATP binding
Source: RefSeq, a predicted model, not a curated record
CAUAAAUGGAAGCAAACACCUUCCUCCAUACCAUGAUCUGAUGGCCUGAACACAAAGAAAACAAAAUGGCAAGAUUACUCUGUCUAGUCAUUCUUCCCUUGAUCAGUGUACUGCCAUUCUCAUAUGCUUCACCCCUGUUGAUGCUAAGCACCGGCUCAUCCUUAUUUGUUGAAGAGCAUAAGCAAACCUUCCUUACCUCACCAAACGCCGAUUUCUCUUGUGGCUUCUAUGAAGUUGGAGGGAAUGCUUUCUCCUUCUCCAUCUGGUUCACCAACAGCAAGAAUAGGACCGUCGUAUGGUCUGCAAACCCCAAGUCCCCGGUAAAUGGCCAUGGCUCUAAGGUGACACUGAACCAUGAAGGUAACCUGGUCCUCGCUGAUGUCAAUGGCACCGCAAAUUGGGACAGCAAGACGAGCUCUGGCAAGGGCACAACGGCUGUCCUUCUUGACACUGGCAAUCUCGUCAUCAGAGACUCCACAGGCACGAAGUUAUGGCAAAGCUUCUGGGCACCAACGGAUACCUUGCUUCCAUUACAGCCUCUCACCAAAGGUACAAGACUGGUCUCUGGUUAUUUCAACCUCUAUUUUGACAAUGACAAUGUGUUACGCCUCAUGUAUGAUGGGCCAGAAAUAUCUAGCAUCUAUUGGCCAAGUCCAGACUACUCAGUGUUUGAUAUUGGGAGGACUAGCUACAAUGGCUCCAGGAAUGCAAUCCUUGACACUGAAGGACACUUCCUCUCAAGUGAUAAGCUGGAUAUCAAGGCUGCUGAUUGGGGUGCUGGAAUCAACAGAAGGCUGACGCUUGAUUAUGAUGGGAAUCUAAGAAUGUAUAGUUUGAAUGCAUCAGAUGGGAGCUGGAAAGUCUCAUGGCAGGCUAUAGCAAAAUUGUGUGAUGUGCAUGGACUGUGUGGCGAGAAUGGUAUAUGUGAGUUCUUGCCAAGCUUCAAGUGUUCUUGUCCCCCUGGAUAUGAGAUGAGAGAUCCAACAAACUGGAGCAGAGGUUGUCGUCCACUAUUCAGCAAAAACUGCAGCAAAAUAGAAGAAUAUGAGUUCUUCAAGCUCGCUCAAACCGACUUUUAUGGCUUCGAUCUAAUCAUCAACCAAUCCAUCUCACUUAAAGAAUGUAAAAAGACUUGCUUGGACAUCUGCUCCUGCUCAGCAGUCACGUAUAAGACAGGGUCUGGAACUUGUUACAUCAAAUAUGUACUCUUCAAUGGCUACAGCUCCACAAAUUUUCCGGGUGAUAACUACAUCAAACUACCCAAGAAUAUGGUUUCCAAACAGUCCGAUCUCUCAUGCAACCCAACCAAAGAGAUUGUACUAGGAUCUUCAAGUAUGUAUGGAAUGAAUGAUGCAAAUAAAAAUUAUGCAACCUAUUAUGUGUUUGCAGCAGUAUUGGGAGCUCUAGUGCUAAUCUUCACAGGUACAAGCUGGUGGUUUCUUUACAGCAAGCACAACAUACCCAUGUCAAUGGAGGCAGGCUACAGGAUGGUAACAAGCCAAUUCAGGAUGUUCACGUACCGAGAAUUAAGGGAGGCAACUGGAAAGUUCAAGGAAGAGAUUGGAAGAGGAGCCUCUGGUAUUGUUUACAGAGGAGUACUUGAAGAUAAGAGAGUGAUAGCCGUGAAGAGGCUAAUGAAUAUUUCACAUGGUGAGGAGGAAUUCUGGGCAGAAAUGAGUAUUAUUGGAAGGAUCAAUCACAUGAACUUAGUUAGGAUGUGGGGUUUUUGCUCCGAGGGUCAACAAAAACUACUGGUGUAUGAGUAUGUGGACAAUGAAUCACUGGACAAGUAUUUAUUUGGUGAUGUAAGUGCUGAGCGAUUGCUUGCAUGGAGCCAACGGUUCAAAAUAGCGUUGGGUACAGCUAGAGGUUUGGCCUAUCUCCAUCACGAGUGCCUAGAGUGGGUUGUCCAUUGUGAUGUAAAACCAGAGAACAUACUUCUGACCAGAGAUUUUGAAGUGAAGAUAGCAGACUUUGGACUGGCCAAACUCUCAAAGAGAGACAGUACCAGUUUAAACUUCACGCAUAUGAGGGGUACAAUGGGCUACAUGGCACCAGAAUGGGCGUUGAACUCACCAAUCAAUGCAAAGGUUGAUGUCUACAGUUAUGGUGUUGUUCUUCUUGAGAUUGUAACUGGAAGCAGGAUAUCAAGCGGGAUAAAAGUGGAUGGGAGGGAGGUGGAGCUCAGAGAUUUUGUGCAGGUCAUGAAACAUAUUCUGGCUACUGGGGACGUCAAGGAUGUAAUUGAUACUAGACUGAAUGGGCAUUUCAAUUCUGAGCAAGCAAAGGUAAUGGUGGAAGUUGCUAUAUCUUGUCUUGAAGAAAGAAACAGCAGGCCUACAAUGGAUGAAAUUGCAAAAGCCUUCCUGGCAUGUGAUGACGAAGACAAUCACCCAGCCUACUCAUGGUGACCUGCAAAGCAAUAGUGUUUUGAUUUGAAGGAUCAAAAACUAGUUAUUCAGUUUAGCAUGCACAAUACUUGAAGUAAACAGUUCUUGUUAGAGAAAAUAAGUCAGAUACUUCUAUAAAUUCAUUUCAGUAUAGUGGCAGGUUUGUUUAUUCAAAUGUACAUCCAAUAGAAAAAUAAGUGUGUUGGAUCAGUGGAACGCUGUACCAAUGUUUAAAGUUCUUAACUUUGCACUUCUGGUGAGUC